This is a messenger RNA of Microcebus murinus (gray mouse lemur), 3622 nucleotides long. It is a transcript of the gene HECTD3, whose product is annotated as HECT domain E3 ubiquitin protein ligase 3. Gene Ontology annotation, molecular function: ubiquitin-protein transferase activity. Gene Ontology annotation, biological process: proteasome-mediated ubiquitin-dependent protein catabolic process. NCBI's taxonomy places the organism in Eukaryota, Metazoa, Chordata, Mammalia, Primates, Cheirogaleidae. The record is from RefSeq and is a predicted model, not a curated record.
GGCCGAAGGCGGGGCAGGGCGUGGUGGGAAGCCAAGUCUGCAGUUGCCGCCGCGGCUCCCGGGGCAGGAUAGCCCCUGGGCUCCCCUUAGCCGCUUCGUCAUGGCGGGCCCGGGCCCGGGCGCGGCGCUAGAGUCCCCGCGGCAGCUACUGGGCCGCGUGCGCUUCCUGGCAGAGGCAGCGCGGAGCCUCCGCGCCGGACGGCCGCUGCCGGCAGCGCUGGCUUUCGUGCCGCGAGAGGUGCUCUACAAGCUUUACAAGGACCCGGCGGGACCGUCACGCGUAUUGCUGCCGGUGUGGGAAGCCGAGGGCCUGGGGCUGCGAGUGGGCGCAGCAGGCCCAGCCCCGGCUACAGGCUCCGGGCCCCUCCGCGCCGCCCGCGACAGCAUCGAGCUCCGGCGCGGCGCCUGCGUGCGCACCACGGGCGAGGAGCUGUGCAACGGCCACGGGCUCUGGGUGAAGCUGACUAAGGAGCAGCUAGCAGAGCACCUGAGCGAUUGCGGGCUGGACGAAGGCUGGCUGCUGGUGUGCCGCCCAGCGGAGGGCGGGGCCCGCCUGGUACCCAUCGACACUCCCGACCACCUGCAGCGGCAGCAGCAGCUCUUCGGCGUGGACUACCGGCCGGUGCUCAGAUGGGAACAGGUGGUGGAUCUGACGUACUCGCAUCGCCUGGGAUCGAGACCUCAGCCCGCGGAGGCAUACACAGAAGCUGUACAAAGGCUACUCUAUGUGCCCCCGACAUGGACCUACGAGUGCGACGAGGACCUGAUCCACUUCUUGUAUGACCACCUGGGCAAGGAGGAUGAGAACCUGGGUAGCGUGAAGCAGUAUGUGGAGAGCAUAGACGUUUCCUCCUACACGGAGGAGUUCAAUGUAUCCUGCCUGACAGAUAGCAAUGCAGACACCUACUGGGAAAGUGAUGGGUCCCAGUGCCAGCACUGGGUACGGCUUACCAUGAAGAAGGGCACCAUUGUCAAGAAGCUGCUACUCACAGUGGAUACUACGGAUGACAACUUUAUGCCUAAGCGGGUGGUGGUCUAUGGGGGUGAAGGGGACAACCUGAAGAAGCUGAGUGAUGUGAACAUUGACGACCAUCUCCUCAGGACCCUGAUUGGAGAUGUCUGUGUCCUGGAGGACAUGACUGUGCACCUGCCCAUCAUCGAGAUCCGUAUUGUUGAGUGCAGAGAUGACGGGAUUGAUGUUCGUCUUCGAGGGGUCAAAAUCAAGUCAUCUAGACAGCGGGAACUAGGCUUGAAUGCAGACCUGUUCCAGCCAACCAGUCUGGUGCGAUAUCCACGCCUGGAAGGCACUGACCCAGAAGUACUGUACCGUCGAGCUGUCCUCCUGCAGAGGUUCAUCAAGAUCCUAGACAGUGUCCUGCAUCACCUGGUACCUGCCUGGGAUCACACACUAGGCACCUUCAGUGAGAUUAAGCAAGUGAAGCAGUUUCUACUGCUGUCACGCCAACGGCCCGGCCUGGUGGCUCAGUGCCUGCGUGACUCAGAGAGCAGCAAGCCUAGCUUCAUGCCUCGCCUGUACAUCAACCGCCGCCUUGCCAUGGAACACCGUGCCUGCCCCUCUCGUGACCCUGCCUGCAAAAAUGCAGUCUUCACCCAGGUAUAUGAAGGCCUCAAGCCCUCUGACAAAUAUGAAAAGCCCCUGGACUACAGGUGGCCCAUGCGCUAUGACCAGUGGUGGGAGUGUAAAUUCAUUGCAGAAGGCAUCAUUGACCAAGGGGGUGGUUUCCGGGACAGCCUGGCAGAUAUGUCAGAAGAGCUGUGCCCUAGUUCAGCGGACACCCCCGUGCCUCUGCCCUUCUUUGUGCGCACAGCCAACCAGGGCAAUGGCACUGGUGAGGCCCGGGACAUGUAUGUGCCCAACCCCUCAUGCCGAGACUUUGCCAAGUAUGAGUGGAUCGGACAGCUGAUGGGGGCUGCCCUUCGGGGUAAGGAGUUCCUGGUCCUGGCUCUGCCUGGUUUUGUAUGGAAGCAGCUUUCUGGUGAGGAGGUGAGCUGGAGCAAGGACUUCCCAGCUGUGGACUCUGUGCUGGUUAAGCUCUUAGAAGUGAUGGAAGGAAUGGACAAGGAGACGUUUGAGUUCAAGUUUGGGAAGGAGCUGACAUUCACUACCGUACUGAGUGACCAACAGGUGGUGGAGCUGAUCCCUGGGGGUGCCGGCAUUGUUGUGGGAUACGAGGACCGUUCUCGUUUCAUCCAGCUGGUCCAGAAGGCCCGGCUAGAGGAGAGCAAAGAGCAGGUGGCAGCCAUGCAGGCAGGUCUGCUGAAGGUGGUGCCACAGGCUGUACUGGACUUGCUGACAUGGCAAGAAUUGGAGAAGAAGGUGUGUGGGGACCCAGAGGUCACUGUGGACGCCCUGCGAAAGCUCACCCGGUUUGAGGACUUCGAGCCAUCUGACACGCGGGUGCAGUAUUUCUGGGAGGCUCUGAACAGCUUCACCAACGAGGACCGGAGCCGCUUCCUGCGCUUUGUCACGGGCCGAAGCCGCCUACCAGCAAGAAUCUACAUCUACCCGGACAAGCUGGGCUAUGAGACCACAGAUGCACUGCCUGAGUCUUCCACCUGCUCCAGCACCCUCUUCCUGCCGCACUAUGUCAGCGCCAAGGUGUGUGAGGAGAAGCUCCGCUAUGCGGCCUACAACUGUGUAGCCAUUGACACCGACAUGAGCCCCUGGGAGGAGUGAGGUGACACCAGGGGGCAGCCGUGGGCCCCACUUGGCCUCACCUAGGCGAAGACACCUUCCCUGCACCAGUUCGGGGUUCGGGUCUGAGCUCCUGAUGUGAGCUGACCUAUUCAGCAAAACCCAGCCCUGCUCCUGUGUGCACUUGCAGGGGGCGUGGUGGGUUCACAUUGGUGGCUCAGCCCCGCACACCCACAAGCCCUACUCGUGCUGAGGCUUGCUUCCCGGGUACGUAUCCUCUGUGAGAGGGAAUCUUCCACAAGCCCAGCACAAGCUGCCAGGCCUGAGCUACUUGAAGGGGGCGUCUAGCUCCCCACCUCAUGGACUUUGCCUCCAUUUUGGGCUCUACCUGUUUUCUCCUUCUGUCUCUCGGGCUCCAGCCAUGACUCAAAACUAAAAACACUGGAGGGUAAUGGAGGCCCCUCCCCAAGCAGGAGCCAGGAUGGACAGGGAGCGAUGGUCAUCCUCCUUGGUCACCUGCCCCAAGAAAGAAAUAAUAGCUGAGCACCCCUCCCUCAAAUACUGGUCUUUCCUCCUCUCCCUCUAUACCUGAGGUAUGACCUCUUCUUCUUCCAACCCAGUCUCAACUGACAAAGUAGCACCACCUCCCCCGGCUCAGAACAUACAUCUGCUCAACAUUAAAUCCUCAUCCCCACCUCCUCCCUGUGUUCACUUCUGCGUCACCUCCAGCCUGGCUCCCCAUGCGCUGGUUCAUCUCCGAGGUUUUGCACAGGUUAAGGCCAGUUAUGUUCUCUCUGAAAUCUUCAAUAGCUCCUCUGUACCAACUCUAAAGCUUUGCCUUUAAACCUGAUCCUAGGGCUAUGUAUGCCCCUGCCCCAGGCUGCACUGCCUUCCUUGAGGGCCUCCAUUGCACUCCAUCAAAAGCAGUUCUUGCACAUGAGAAAGUUGAAUAAAUGAAUGAAUUCA